UUGUGCAUCAGCCUGAUGAUCAGCAUGAAUAAUCAAUCAAAUAAAAGAUCUAUUCCUCUUGAUGAAUUUGUUGGUGUAGUUGAACCUCCUGAAAAAAAAGUAAAUAAUUGUUUCAAAGAUAAUUUUGAAUAUAUAAUAAAUAAUGAAAAAGUAGAUGCUGAAAUAAAUAAAAGAAUUUUGGAGGACGGUGAGCUACCUGAUGAAUUAGAAAAGACUGUCACUACUAAAACCAACAUUACUGAAGCAAAGCCAAAUAUUGUCAAAGAGUUCAAAGCAGAUUUCAGUAGAAAAAGAAAAGUUGCAUUAUUGUUAGCAUAUUGUGGUGCAAAUUAUUCAGGAAUGCAAAAAAAUCCUGAUGUUGAAACAAUAGAAGAAAAACUGUUGGAUGCUCUUUGCGAGAUGAAAGCCAUUCGUGCUGAACACAAACAUGAGUUUCUUGUAAACAAUGUAAACCAGAUAAGCUUCCAGCGAGCAGCUCGUACUGACAAAGGUGUAUCAGCAGCACGUCAAACUGUUUCUUUAAAGCUUGUAGCAUCAAACACUUUUCUUGAAGAUGUGAAUAAACUACUGCCGGAUGACAUUCGUGUUUUUGGUUUGGAAAGAGUUACAAAAAGUUUUAAUGCAAAGUGUUGUUGUUCAGGCCGUGCCUAUGAAUAUUUAGUACCUUCAUUUGCUUUUGCUCCAUCCAAUGAUGUUUUUUCUCCAUCAUAUAGGAUUUCAGAUGAACAAUUUGCGAAAUUAAAUCGACUAUUUUCAUGUUACGAAGGAACGCAUAAUUUUCAUAAUUUCACAAGUGGAAAACCUUUUUCAGAUCAAAGUGCUAACAGAUACAUUAUUAGUUUCAAGGCAAACAAACCAUUUGAAUGUCAGGGUCACGAGUUCAUAGCAAUUGAGAUAUCUGGUCAAAGUUUUAUGAUUCAUCAAAUUAGAAAGAUGAUUGGGCUUGUUAUUGCAGUGUGUCGCGGCCACUGUCCCGAAGACACUAUUGAAAAAAGUUGGCUUCAAGCAAAAGCAGAUAUUCCGAAAGCUCCUGGACUAGGUUUAUUACUUUGUAAGGUCUUUUAUAAUCAUUACAACGAAAAACAUUGUAACGAUGGCUUACAUAAACCAAUUACUUGGAGCGAACAAGAGCUUGAAGUCGAACGCUUUAAAAUUGAGCACAUUUGGUAUAGCAUAAUUAACGAAGAAAUAAAAAAAUCGCCUAUGGUUACUUGGUUGAAAACACUGGUUAAUCAUACGUACACUAAAGUGGUUAUGAAAUCUCCGAUGCCUUCUGACUAUAAAGGCAAGAAUGGUGUUUUCCCUGAAAUUGAAAAAGUAAAUAGCUAGUUUUAAAAGUGUGAAAAAGUUAACAUAUUUUGCAUUGUAUUUUUGAUGAAAUAAAUGUCAAAGUAUGUAUAUACUUUUC
Messenger RNA from Hydra vulgaris (swiftwater hydra), 1408 nucleotides. RefSeq names its product pseudouridylate synthase 1 homolog. Gene Ontology annotation, molecular function: RNA binding; pseudouridine synthase activity. NCBI's taxonomy places the organism in Eukaryota, Metazoa, Cnidaria, Hydrozoa, Anthoathecata, Hydridae. The record is from RefSeq and is a predicted model, not a curated record. Gene Ontology annotation, biological process: tRNA pseudouridine synthesis; mRNA pseudouridine synthesis. Gene Ontology annotation, cellular component: nucleus.